AUGGAAGGCAAAUUAAUUUUAGCUCCUUUCCUUCUACUUGUGCUGGCAUUGGUAUUGGAGUACAAGGUUACAUCUGCAGACGUUUGUGCAUCAAGUCCUAUCUUAAUUAAUAGCUCAACAACUGGAAAAUUUUCAAGUCCAAACUACCCCAACAAUUAUCCUCAUAAUGCAAAUAAAACCUGGAAGAUCGUAGCUCCAAUAGGCCAGUUAUUGUAUUUGUAUUAUUGUAUUGUCAAUGCAAUACUCACGGCUGAAAAUGGAACAAUAACAAGCCCUGGAUAUCCCGAGUACUACCCUCACGGGUUGUUUUACUUAUGGAGGAUCACUGUACCCGAGGGAUAUGUGGUACAAAUAAACUUCACAACAUUGAUAACMCAACACUCAGCUUCAUGUACCAACGCAAAAUCGAAAUGUAAUUGUGAUUACGUUCACGUGCUUGAUGGUCCGUGUCCAUUUUACAACAUUGGUACUAAAUGGUGUGGAGCCUGGACGUCGCGAUACGUUUAUCCCAGUUACAUUACGACGGGUCGACACAUGGUACUGUUAUUCAGGUCUGACUUGACAAAUAACCAUGUUGGCUUUGUCGCUCAUUACAGAAGAGCCCUCAACUGUAGCGGUGACAAGCCCAUUUCCUGCGUGAAAAACAGUCAGGCAUCUUGCUGUGUCAGAGAAGCAAGCACCUGCUUAAGUCAAACAUCAAUAAGGAGCCACUGUCCACGUGAUGGCGACCCUGCAAGCUUCAUUGGGUGUUGUACUGUAAAUGGAUCUCCGUCAUGCUGUCCUGUCCUUCAGUCAGGCAACAACAUUAGCUGUCCACGUUCUUCAGACAACCAUGCCUUCAUUGAUGUUUGUCUCAAUGGCGGAAAACAAAUCUGCUGCAACAGAAAUCUUCCAGCUUGCAGAUACAAUACCCUUCUGACAGACCCAAAUGGAGUCAUUACAAGUCCUGGUUAUCCAUCAAGUUACCCACCUAAUUCAUUGGUUGUUUGGAGAAUCACUGUGCCCGAAGGCUUUCUUGUGCAAAUAAAUUUUACAACAUUGAAAAUAGACAAAGGGUUUUCCUGUUCAAGUUGCAACUGCGACUAUGUAGCCGUAAGGGACGGACCUUGCUCAAACAUUGAUGGCAUUAAGUGGUGUGGAAGUAGCUGGAAUAGACUUCCAAGCUUUGUAUCAACGGGAAGACAUCUUCAGGUGGUUUUUAAAUCUGAUCAAUGGCGAAGUGAURACGGGUUUGUUGCACGGUACAGAAGAGCUCUGAAAUGUGGUGGUGAAACAUCUUAUUCUUGUUUGAACAACGGUGAGCCAGCAUGCUGCAAGACACAAGGAGCCAGUCUUGUUUCUACCGCAACAAAGCUUUGGAUCACUAUGGUCAUCAUGACAACAGCGUUGCUGCUGAUGUAGUAUUUCAUGCCCAAGUGAAACAUCAUUGGACAUCGUAUAGCUUUAACUCCUAAAUGUUAAAAGCAAAUUGACCACUUUAGAGACGAGCAAAAUACUGGGGCGAGCUGAUAAAGCAUCUCAAUAUUAGUACGUCUGUGAAAUUUAAACAUGAUUGGAUGAAAAGAGCCAAAGUUACAAGCCUUAAAAUGUCUUGAAAAAUUUACAAAGUGUCACCAUACAAGUAACCAUACAUUCUUUGAAAAUUUUCAACACUUUUGAACUAGCCAAUCAUUCUGGUUCGUUUCGUCCAAUCAUGUUCAAAUUUGUCAAACUUAGUAAUGUUGAGAUGCUUUUUCAAAUGACAAAAACAAAUUUUCUAAUAAGCUUAGAAUUCAAAACGCGCCCCAGUCUUUUGCUCAUUUCUAAAGUGACCAAUACAGCUAUUUCAUAAAAGCUUGGGUUUUGUUGCAAGUAGCAUUUCAAGCUUAAGAUGUAUUGUGGAUCAUAUGUAAACAAUGUCAGCAGGUAUGAAAAUAUGCCCAGCGGAAAGACAUGCAGACAAAGUUUAGCAAAAUGCCAAAAUUUGUUCUUUCGCUGAUUGUAUUUAUUAACAUCGUCCACAUCGUCCAUAAUUCACGUUGCAACGUGCAAGACAAUUUACACCAACUCUUUUUUCAAAUAGCUGUAAACUUUUGCUCUUUUUAAGCUUUUAAGCUCACUUUAAGUAGUAGUUUGCAAAUGAUUUAAUUCGCUAACGUAGAUUGCUAUUCUGAUUAACACUUCCAUCCAAAGAAUUUUUGGCCUUCAAAUUUUCAAAUGUGUGAUAACCUCUUACAACCUGAAUUAAUCAACUCACAGAUUCAAUUGAAAAACCGAAGAAAACAGAAAAAAUGAACUUGGCAUCAAGGGAAAGACCUAACAAACUCUACUCGCAUGUGAUACUAAGUCCGGGAAUCGAACCUUAGACUCGAGAUGGCGAAAAGUGAGAGUAUAACUGCUACGUCACCAUUGCUUCCUGCACUACUCAGUAUUCAUAGACCAAGGUGAUUUUUGAAUAAGCUAUUUUUAAAGGCAAUUUUAAAUAUAUCUAAAUGCAGUACCUUUUUUAUUAAAAAUAAAUAAAAAAGGACUAAGCUUUAUAAGCAAACAAUUGUAGAAUA
Messenger RNA from Actinia tenebrosa (Australian red waratah sea anemone), 2540 nucleotides. RefSeq names its product dorsal-ventral patterning tolloid-like protein 1. Lineage: Eukaryota; Metazoa; Cnidaria; Anthozoa; Actiniaria; Actiniidae. The record is from RefSeq and is a predicted model, not a curated record.